This is a messenger RNA of Drosophila sulfurigaster albostrigata, 2786 nucleotides long. RefSeq names its product trithorax group protein osa (gene Bap111). Gene Ontology annotation, molecular function: nuclear receptor binding; nucleosomal DNA binding. The record is from RefSeq and is a predicted model, not a curated record. Lineage: Eukaryota; Metazoa; Arthropoda; Insecta; Diptera; Drosophilidae. Gene Ontology annotation, biological process: negative regulation of DNA-templated transcription. Gene Ontology annotation, cellular component: SWI/SNF complex. The transcript has a single exon. Bases 136 to 2586 code for a protein of 816 amino acids.
AUAGAGAAAAACCCAUCAAUGGCGUCCGCGUGAAUUUAUAUGAUUUUAAUUUUUUUCUAAACACAUAAUAAUAUAAUAUAAUUGUUGUUGUUAUUUGAGUUGCAUACGAAGAAGACUGCACAUUUCACUGCCUAUAUGUUAAUGAACAUGGCGCUGCCGAGCAACUACAAGCAAAUCGCCGUUGGACCGGUAACUUCGUUAGUGCCAAGUGGAGCCGGCGUCGUUGGCGGCGGCAUUGGUGGCGGAGGAGGCGGCAGUGGAGGUGGCGGCGGCGGAGGUGGUGGAGGAGGCGGCGGUGGUGGUGGAGGUGGCAGCAGUCGUUCGCGUUCAUCUGGUGGCGGCGGUGGCGCCGACCGCAAUAAGGAUCAAACGCCCAUAUUUACGCACAGCAAUUAUGGCAAUCCAGCGUUUACGCCACAGAAAGUCACCAAAUCGUCGAGCAGCAAGCAACAGAACGAAUCACGUCUGCCCAAGCCACCAAAGCCGCCAGAGAAACCCAUUUUGCCCUAUAUGCGGUAUUCCAAGCGUGUUUGGGACAGCGUCAAGGCGCAACAUCCCGAACUCAAGCUGUGGGAGCUGGGCAAAAAGAUUGGCGCCAUGUGGAAGCAAUUAACCGAAGAAGAGAAAAUGGAAUUCAUCGAUGAGUACGAGGCUGAGAAGCUGGAGUAUGAGAAGGCCCUCAAGGCGUAUCAUCAGACGCCCGCCUACCAGGCUUACAUCUCGGCCAAAUCGAAGGUCAAAUCCGAGGUGGCCGAUGUCCAUGAGACGCCCUCGCGUGGCGGCGGCAGCAAAAGUCAGCACGAACGUCGCAUUGACAUUCAGCCCGCCGAGGAUGAGGAUGAUGUAGAUGAGGGCUAUACGGCCAAGCACAUGGCCUAUGCACGUUAUUUGCGCAACCAUCGGCUAAUCAACGAGAUCUUUUCCGAAGCUGUGGUGCCCGAUGUGCGUUCAGUGGUGACCACACAGCGAAUGCAAGUGCUAAAGCGUCAGGUCAGCUCGUUAACCAUGCAUCAGACCAAGUUGGAGGCGGAAUUGCAGCAAAUGGAGGAGAAAUUCGAGGCGAAAAAGCAACGCAUGCUGGAGUCGAGCGAUGCUUUUCAAGAGGAGCUGAAGCGUCACUGCAAACCGGCCGUCGACGAAGAGACAUUCCAGAAGAUGGUGCAUCGCAUGUACGAAGACAUACGGCGGGAUCGUCAGCGGCUGGAGGAGGCGCCCAAUCGCAGUAAGGAGGAACAGCAGCCACCACAGCCGCCGCAACCGCAGCCGGCCAUUGAGGCGACACCAGCUGCGGGCGCCAAAGCAGAGCCGCUUAAAACAACACCACCCGGAGCAGGAGUAACGGCACCCGGAGCAGCAGCAGCAGCUGCAGUCCCACCAACAGCGACCGCUGUGGUAACAGCUCCAACUCAGCCGCCACCGCCGCAACCAACGCCAGCGCAGCCACCACAGCAGCCGCCUGUGCACGAGCUGGCGAGCAAAACGGAUCCGGAGCCCAUGGACAUUGAGCCGCCGCCCAAGCCAUCGGUACCACCACCACCACCGCCCAUGAAGCAUGACAAACUGGACCUGCCCAUGGCGAUGGCCAUUGGCAGUGAGCCCCUGAAGGAGCCCAGCAAGACGCCCGUGUUGGUGACAUCGGUGACCACGGUGCCGGGCAAGGCAGUGACACCAACAUCGGCGCCAAUAGCAGCAACGCCACCAGCACCAACAACUGCGCCGUCAGCAACAACAGCAGCGCCUGCAGCAGCAGCAUUGAAUGAAGCGCCAGCAACAACACCGCCGCCACAGCAGCAGCAGCUGCAGCAACAACAACAGCCACAGUUGCAACAGCCGCCAACAGCAGCGCCACAGUUGCAUCCACAUGCGCAUGUGGUGCCAGGGCCGCCCCCAGCAGCAACAGCGCAUCCGCACAUGCCACCGCAUCUGGCACCGCAGCAACAGCAACCGCCACAACAGCAGCAGCAACAACCGACGCCACCGCCACCCGGUGGCAUGCCGGGUCUGCCACCGCCACCGCUGCCACACAUGGGCUAUGCCAACUAUGGUGGCCCCGGACCUGGAGGCGCGCAUGCCGGCCACACACACUACUAUCAGCCGCAGUAUGGCCACGGUCCGUUGUCCCGCCAGCCGUAUUAUCCACAUCUGCAGGCCUAUCAACCGUACGCCCAGUUGCACUAUGCCCGCGAGCAUGCCGGUGCGGCAGGCAAUGCACCACCAGGUGCCGCACAGCAGCAGCAGCAACCACAACAGCAGCAGCAACCACCACCACAACAGCAGCAACAGCAACCACCACCGCAGCAACAACAGCAACAGCCGCCGCCGGGUUUGAUGCAUGAGGCAGCAGCUGGCGCGGUCUACAGUGGACAACAGCAGCAGCAACCACCGCAGCCACAGCAACCACAAGCGCAGUCACAGCAACCACAUGCAAUGCCACCGCAGCAACUGCAGCAGCAGCCGCCGCCAACAGCUGGGGCAAGCACAGCAUCAACAGUUGCAGCUGCGCCGUCGCCAGCAAUUGCAGCAACAGCAGCGAGCGGCGAUGCGGCUGCAGCCAAACAAGAGUCGGAAAAGCAUGAAACGGACUAGGACAUGAAAAUGGAACUGCAACUGGACAAAACACAUAUAAAGAAAGAAAAUAAAACAGCUGGAUCUUUACGAUUGUAAAUUAGCUCGUACAAAUUAGAAUGCGGCAAAAAGCGAACGUAGCAAAAGCCUCUUGGGAAAAAUCACGUAAAUCAGAGCAAGAGAGCAAAUAUUAAGAAUUAUAAGUAUAACAAACACACACA